AUGCCGAGCGGGACGCCAGCCCAUCAUCGCCAUGCUACUCCGAAGCCCACCGUGGUAGAGCGGCCGCAUGGACAUAAGGAAGCGCCCCCGCAAGUGAUACCUAUGACCAAUGUUAUGCCAGGGGACAGUUCCUUCGUCACGUGGGACCAAUUCCAGUUCACUAUGAGUGUGAUAAGAACUGUUAUAGGGGUGACCGUGGAAUCCGGCGCAACGAUUCCCAUACUACCAGGAGACAGCAGCACUAUGCAGGCCUUUCUGCUGCGCAUCGAGCCCCGGUACACCCAGAUGGGAUUGGAACCGCGCGAAUGGGGAAAUGCACUUACAGACCACCUUGUGGGCCCGGCUCUAAGGUAUUGGAUGUAUCUACGGAGAACUAUCGACCAAAGCGACUGGGCGACAGUACAGCGCAGGCUUUUGGAGCGGUUCGACAAAACAAUGUCGCAGAGUCAAUUGUCAACGGAGUUGGCUAAAGUACGGUGGAAUGGUAACCCGAAGGAAUACACGGACCGGUUCGUACGGUGGAAUGGUAAGCCGAAGGAAUACACGGACCGGUUCGCGGCUGUAACGGAGCGCGGUUUGGGUCUUGCCCCCGACGAACUCGCUGACUAUUACUGCACCGGGCUACCGACAGACCUCCAUCUUCUAAUAACCAAUAACGGACAGGUGAAAUAUCAGUCAUGGGAACAAGCGGCGACAGCCGCAACACGGCUCUACGAGCCCAAGUAG
Molecule: messenger RNA, 726 nt
Organism: Eimeria tenella
Lineage: Eukaryota; Apicomplexa; Conoidasida; Eucoccidiorida; Eimeriidae
Exons: 1
Coding region: 1-726 (241 amino acids)
Source: RefSeq, a predicted model, not a curated record